Molecule: messenger RNA, 1947 nt
Organism: Athene cunicularia (burrowing owl)
Lineage: Eukaryota; Metazoa; Chordata; Aves; Strigiformes; Strigidae
Gene: GP5
Product: glycoprotein V platelet
Exons: 1
Coding region: 16-1947 (643 amino acids)
Cellular component (GO): plasma membrane
Molecular function (GO): protein binding
Source: RefSeq, a predicted model, not a curated record
GUUUCUGGCACUUCAAUGAGGAUGUUGGUGUUGCAUUUGUCAGUGAUGAUCAAGCUUUUCUUCCAGUUGGAUGCAUCUAUUUGUCCUGAGAAGUGUGACUGCUCUUCAGAAAAUGCAAUUCAUUGCUCUGGUACUCACAUAAAAGACCUGGAAUUGUUAAAUCUGCCUUGCAACAUGACAGAAAUUCACAUAACAGACACUAAUGUAACAUACUUGGGGGAUGUUUUUUCUGGGAUGGUGGAACUGCAGCAUCUCAUCUUGUCUUCAAACAACAUCUCUCUGAUUUCACCAAUGGCUUUUAAAGGCUUAAGAAGGCUAAAAGCCCUCAAACUGCUAGAUAAUAAGCUGGUUGAACUGCCCCCAGAAGUGUUUGAUGACAUGGUACAGCUUCAGCAAUUGAUCAUUGAAAAUAACAGGUUGAAAUCCAUUGAAGAAAACCUGUUUGACAAACUAGCUACUUUGAAGGAGCUUUUCUUGAAUAAAAACCAACUAACAGCACUUCCUAGUGGCAUUCUGAAGAAACUCACCAAACUCAAAGUACUGAACUUGUCAAGAAAUUAUCUGGCAGUACUGCCUAAAAAUAUAUUUAGUGCGUUAAGCAGGCUUGAGAAGCUGAUGCUGUAUUUUAACAGGCUGUCUUCAAUAGAGUCUGGUAUGUUUGAUAGCCUGAAGGAGCUGCUGGAACUCUUCCUGCAUUCCAAUAACAUCCAGUCCAUCGCCCCUGAUGCAUUUCAUUGUCUUCAUAAGCUGAAAAGCCUAACGCUCUCCAGAAACAAGCUUGAGGUUUUGCCUCCUGGGCUCUUUCUGCACUUGCAUGACCUCUCUAAAUUGACCUUGUACAAGAACCCACUGAAGUCUCUUCCAGAAGUAUUGUUUGGAGAAAUGAGGCAUCUUGGUAGCCUGUGGCUGUAUCACACAAAGCUCUCAACCAUACCAGAUUUUGUGUUCAGUAACUUGACAAAUUUAGAGCUUCUUGUGCUGAGUUUUAAUCCAGAGCUUAGUGUUCUUCCUAAGAAUGUAUUCAGUGGUCUGAAUGAACUGCGGGGCCUUUCUCUGCAUACAAAUAAUAUUUCCAGUUUGCCGGAGGGCAUCUUCCUGAGCCUUCAGAAACUGCACAACAUUUCCCUUUUUGAUAAGAGGCUUGAGGUUCUUCCUAGAAACCUCUUUCAUAAUCUCAAGCACCUUCAGAAAGUUUACCUGAAUAGUACUAAGCUGCAGUCUCUUCCUGGAGACUUCUUUACUGCUUUACCUGAGCUGCAAGAAGUCUUCCUUGAUGACAACCCUUGGAAAUGUGAUUGCCAAAUUCUUGGCUUCCAAGAGUGGCUCCAAAAGAGCAUGAAGACAGUUAAAAAUGUGCAAUCUUUAGUGUGUCACAGCCCGCUGGCUCUACAGAAUAUUUCUCUUGUAGCUCUAACAGUAGAUCACCUGAAGUGCGUGCCAAGCACAGCCAUUGCAUCCUGGACAUCCAGCUCAACUUACUCCCAGACUUCACCUUCUCUUGUGACGACACAUUUAACAUCAUCUUGGGAGACUGCUGUAACAGUGGCGCCCGACAUGGACACCAGCACACCCACAUCAAUUCCUCUUGCAACUCCAGAUUUUACCCACUCACAUGGUGAAGAUGUCAGACAGCCUAAGUUUCAUUUCUCAGCUGUUCCAACCCAAACUGCUCCCAGCAUCACAGUACAAACCAACAGUGUCAGAGGAACAGGUUUAAUGACUCUUGCCUGGUGGGAGGAGUUGCCAGCCCGCAGGAGUGCUAAACCCUAUUUUAAUACUGGAGUUGCUUAUUGUCAGCUAUUCUUGUGCCUUCACAGUUUGAUUUUAGCACUCCAGACUGUAACCAUUGUGCUCAGUCUAUAUGUGAUGGGUAAAACCAGGCAGCUCUUGCACUGCAAAAAUACUCCUGCUCAGCCUGUAGUUCUGGUAGCAUUUUUAAGAAGAUAG